GGGGGGGAGCCGGGCGCGAAUGGCCGAGUCACACAAAGACUCGAGUUCACGACGCAAGUGCGUCCUCCAGGAAGAGGGUGCCCCCAGUCGGUGCGCGGUCGGGAGCGCGAAAGUGCGCCCCUCCAGGAAGAAGGUGCCCCCGCUCCGAGCGCCACUUUUUUAUUUUUAUUUUUUGGCGCUCUCGGCGAGCGAGCCGCGAGGAGGCGGAAGACAGUCCCGGGCCGGCGCGGGAAUCGGGGCCAGCAAGCUCCUGAGUUGCUGCGCGUGUCGCCCUGCCGGCGAGCCGCUGCGGCGGUCGCUCCCUCGUCCAGGUUUUGAAAAGUGCCUUUUCUGAAAACUCUGCUGCUUGGAUUCUACUCUAGAGCUCUCUUUCCAAGCCCUCUCCCAUACACCCUCCUCCACUCCUGCCCCUACAAAACUCGCUGUGCUUGUAGUUCACUGUCAGCAACUCACCCGUUUAUUUUGUCUCUCAUUCUCAGUUUUCUUAGUCAUUUUCCCUCCCCUUGAUUUUGCGAAAUUAUUUUUUAGGUUGUAACAUCCUCCCAAACUUAUUCUUCAGAAUUGGGGAGACAGACUUUUCUCCCUUGAUCUGAGACCAUUCCACACAUUGAAGGGCAGCCAGCAACAUAUGCUUUUUGUAAGAAUAAUUGAAAACAUCAACUAGACAGCAUAGAAUUCUUUUGAAAGUCUGCCAGUUAUUUGAAGCAAAUUCAGUAAAGGAACAAAAUAUAGUACUCAAUAUCUUAACCUCAGUAGUUGCCUUCUUAGGGCUUGGUCUCUAAUUUGAUUUUUGGUUAUUCUGAUGCAAAGUUGACUUAAGUGGCUUUUUGUGUUUGACCAGAUUAGGUUUGCCUUCACUGAGAACCUAAGUGCUAAAGAAACACAUUCCAUCAAAGCAACCUGCUCUCACUCCUCAUUUGCUUCAGAUUCACGUAGACUCCUCAAACCGCUCACUGACAGAUUACUGUCCGAAAGAGGGUGCACUUGAUUGCCAUUUUGCUUUCAAUAUGUCUGCUGUUAAUGUAGCUCUCAUUCGAGAUACCAAGUGGCUGACUUUAGAAGUUUGUAGAGAAUUUCAGAGAGGAACUUGCUCUCGAGCUGAUACAGAGUGCAGGUUUGCCCAUCCGCCAAGAGUUUGCCAUGUGGAAAAUGGCCGUGUGGUGGCCUGUUUUGAUUCUCUGAAGGGUCGGUGCACUCGAGACAACUGCAAGUACCUACAUCCCCCACCCCAUUUAAAGUCGCAGCUGGAAAUUAAUGGGAGAAACAAUCUGAUUCAACAGAAGACUGCCGCAGCCAUGUUCGCCCAGCAGAUGCAGCUUAUGCUCCAGAACGCUCAGAUGUCAUCUCUUGCAUCUUUUCCUAUGAAUCCAUCACUUGCAGCUAAUCCUGCCAUGGCUUUCAAUCCUUACAUGCAUCAUCCUGGGAUGGGCCUGGUUCCUGCUGAACUUUUACCAAACACUCCAGUUCUCUAUUCUGGAAAUCCACCUCUUGCAUUGCCAGGAGUUCCUGCCCCAAAGCCAGCUCGUACAGAUAGACUGGAGGUUUGCCGUGAAUUUCAGCGUGGAAAUUGUACCCGUGGGGAGAGUGAUUGUCGCUAUGCUCACCCUACUGAUGUUUCUAUGAUUGAAGUGUCUGAUAAUACUGUGACAAUCUGCAUGGAUUACAUUAAAGGCCGAUGCUCCCGGGAGAAAUGCAAGUACUUUCAUCCUCCUCCACACUUGCAAGCCAAACUCAAGGCAGCUCAUCACCAGAUGAACCAUUCAGCGGCUGCUGCAAUGGCCCUGCAGCCAGGUGCACUUCAACUGAUACCAAAGAGGUCAGCCCUGGAUAAGGCCAAUGGUGCCACCCCAGUCUUUAAUCCCAAUGUUUUCCACUACCAGCAGGCUCUGGCUAACAUGCAGAUUCCGCAGCCGGCAUUUAUCCCUACAGGGCCAAUACUGUGCAUGGCACCCGCUUCAACUUUUGUGCCCAUGAUGCACGGUGCUACACCUUCCACUGUGUCUGCAGCAACAACACCUGCCACCAGCGUUCCCUUCGUUCCAACAACUACAGGCAAUCAGAUGCCCCAAUUAUCAAUAGAUGAACUGAAUAGGAGCAUGUUUGUUUCACAGAUGUAGAAGUUACCAGUAGAACAUUGAAAUUCUGAGCAGCAGAGUUACGGAGUAUCAGAAUCUCUCAACGAGAAACUCCAUAUGGCCUUUCUAUAUGUAUUCUCGUAUGUCCUCUUCUACCAACACAACGAUAAGCAUGGUGCAGUCAAUAUAUUAAGCACAUAUACCAGUUGAAAAUUUAAAAUAAAGCAUUCAAAAAUCUUUGGAGAUAUUAAAGUGAAUAGAAAAUUGAUCACUGUGUGUUACCUAGUAUGGAUUAUUAAUUGUAUAUGAGUUAGCAUAUAGAAUACAACCAUGUAGCUUUGCCAUUUAUUUGAAUUAUCAGCUCCAUAUUAUAUGAAUUACCCAUCUGAUAUGAAUUAUCAUAUAGAAAUUAACCAUAAAAUUUUCUGAUUUUUUUUCCAAAAAUGAUUUAUGUUAAGUGAACUUGCACAGAGUACUGUAGUAAGCUUACUGUACUUUCUUGGUGGAUAAAUUCUGUUUCUGAAGUGUUACCUUACUGUGUUGUUUACAGGAUAGUCUAUUGGAUUGAUGUAGAAUGUAACUAAUAUAUCCAGUACCAUUUCCCCCAUUGAUAUAUUGUAUUAAAUUGGGUUCUGUUUAGCUUUUCCAUGCUAGUGUUUUGUUGUUUAUCCGUGGUGUUUGAUUUCAAUUAAAUGUCAUUAGUGGGGAAUAGUGGAAUAGUGUGAUUGAAAAACAUGACAGGUUCAGGUUAAUAUGUACUCUUCAAAACAUUUCUAUAAGUUUCUUGAGGCAUACGUUUAACAGGCUUCACUUCUGAGUAUACACAAAACCUGUUCAUAGAACUUUACAUGUAGAUCUGACCUUGCAUAGCCAAUAAUAUACUCAAUUUUUAAAAGAGAAAAUAAUUACCUACAUAUGAUAGGAAAGUUCAAAUGUUAACCUCAAACCCUCCUCUUAAAUAACCUGCAAAUCAAGUAUUCCCAUUCUAAGAAAUAUCUGAGCACGUAGAAAGAUGAUGGAGAGCAGCCGCUACAUGUAUUGUGUCACAGGGUCCUUUCUCUCGGCCUGAGUCUCUAAAAUUGAGCCAUUUGUCGUCUUCAGUUGAGAAAUGGUACUUACUGCUUUAAAGGCAUGAUAAUCGUAGGUUGUAAGUCAAGAAGAGAGAUGUGGGCGUGGAGACAGUUUUUAUGUACUGGCAGAAAGUGUGUAAAACCUUUGCACUGUAACCUUUUGGACAAGUGCCAUUUUCCAAAUGCAAAUGGCUCAUGUUCUUUAGACUCCUCUUUGAAUAAUAAGAUGCAGUCUAGCAGAAGUCAAUCCAGGUGAAAGAGAAUUGUUUCCAAAUGAGGCCUUACCUCCCCAAAUAGACAAUCUUCUCUAUUGAUCACAGAAAGAGCUGAGUACAGGUUUGGAGAACUGGCAGGGAUGGGGUCAGGGAGACAUUUAAAAUGACUGACUGAUUAUGCAGAACUAGAGAAGGUUUCCCCAAUUGUCUUUCACUUCAUUUCCACUGAGUUUCCAGUUUCCUACAAGCUGCAGUGAAGUAGCAAGCUUUGACAAGGGUUUCUCUGUCCAAACUUUAACAUCAGUUUUGGGGCUUUUGUUGUUUUAUGUCUCAGAGCAAAACCUAUUUUUGUCUCAUUUGAACUUAUUUUCCUUUAUAUGCAUUUCAAAAUUAUAGUCAGUUUUAUCAUCGUUUGUCUAGUAGAGAAUAGCAAUAUCCCAUGGAUGUGUGGUAUGAAUUCUUCUUACUAAUACUUACAGAAUAAUCUCACAAAUAUCAAAUAGUAAUCCAUCUAUUUCUGUGACAUAUAGUGUACCUUUUCUACUCUACAUAGCUAUUAUUAACAUUACUAUUAUUAUAAAAGGGAGGAAAUAUAUUCUAACAGCUUAAGUAGAUUCAAUAUUUUCUACUCAAUAUGUAUUCUCCCAUUGGAAGGUAUAAAAUCAUCAAAUUUUUGAACAUAUAAAGGUUGUUUUUCUUCAUGAAAAUCACAAGCAAAGAGAAAACAUUUGGGAUACCUUAAGGUAAUUGGAUUGAUUUUAAAAACAGUGGAGUUGGCAAAGACUUUAUUGCCUUUUUCAUGGUUGAUAAAACAGAGAGACAGGCUGUGUGACUUGCCUAAGGCUGCCUAGCCAUUGUGGGAACCAAUUGUUCCUCCUUUUUACAUCUUUCUUUGGAACAUUUGCGACUCCAACUCAAAGCAGAUCAGAUUGGCUCAGAAUAAAAAAAAUACCUCUGGUGAUUGGUAUCCUAUUGAUCUUAAUUAUCCAGGUGAAUCCUGUUCACCAGUUAUUUCUAAAUCAUCUUGUUUGUAUAUUGGGGCCUCUGCCCUUUGCUAAUUAUUGCCUCAAGUUAGAGACUGAGAGUUGUGUGUCCUUUUACCUGUGUGGGCUUUUUUGAACCACUUAAUUUCUGUUUUCUAAAAUCAUAAUUCCAGAAAGAAUGUACCUGAGCUAGACUAGAUGUAGUUCUUAGUGGAUAUGAGAAUGUUUUGUGCAAAAUGAACUUUUUGUAGUUUGACAUUUUGAUGCAACAUACUAUCUCAUUGAACUUCUUAAACUUUGGACAAAAGUAGACAUAGAUGAGGACUUAGAGGAGAGCUGUUCUCACAUUGCUCUAAGCACUGGAAAAUCCUAGCGUUGACUUAUUUUUAAGAAGAUUUUCAGUGAUGAACAUUCAGGGUCGUUGUCUUUUUGGUGCAACGCAUCUCAAUAACAUUUGAAAGUUGCUGUGUAUGUGAAGUUUAAGAAAGCAAGCUCAAAGCUCGAAUCUUUUGAUCAAAUUUAACCGAGUUUUGAGAGAAAUGAAACUUUUAAGUUGGCACUCUUUAGUUGUGCAAUGAAUAAUGAUCUUAUUGAAGAAAACACAAGUCAUUUGACUAUAAAUUGAAUUAACAAGACAAGUCACAACAAAUCAGUGACUCUAAACAAAAAUUUACUGAAUCAUUUGUAAAUAAACUAAAUUCUAAUCAGUUGUGAUUCUUACUUAGCAUUUUGUAGUCUUUGUGUUUUACAAUGGCCUCUAUUUUUAUUUCUCCAAAAUUAUCAGUUUUGUCCAUAUUCUCAGCCUUUUGCCAAAAUUUGCAAGACUGCUGAAACUUGGAUAAAACGUCAGAUAUAUAGACAAGCAAUCUAAACAUGUCAUUGAAGAAGGGAUUAGUAGUUUCAGUUUUUACAAAAAGCACUGUGAGACCAUAAUAUUUUAAAUAGGGACUGAAAUUAAAUAGAUUCAUGAAAUUGUUAUUGAAAUACAGUGUUUACUUUUGAAAUUGGAGCUUGAAUCCACACCCAGCUGUUGCUUUUGAUGUUACUUUUUUAGAUUUAUCUUUAAUUUGCAUCUGAUCAUGAAAGCAAUCCUCUUCCUGUUCCAUCCAUCUUGCACAUCCAUUUCUGGACAUGCUAAAGCACUUUCAUCUGGCCAUAAGUGUUGUCCACUGUUAGGAGCUCUCAACUCCGCUGAUCUCCCGGAAAAAAACAGUACCUGCUCUCAGCCAUCAGCAGGAACCAAAGGAAAUUAGUGCUUUUUGACUUGAAUUAGCUUUGAAUGGCAUGGUCAGUCAGACAGUGGUGUGUGAAGAAGGAACAGCAUCUACACUACAUUGUAGGAAAUGAUUGACGUGGUUGAGGCAGCUCAUGCGCUACUUGGAAUGUCAGUUGAUUCUUUUCCUUGUCUUUGAAGACUGUUGGUGAGGAUGCCCUUAGAUGAACUGCAGCCCAAGUUUGCUGAGAUCUGUCGAUCUGUGGGAUGGACUGUGGGAUGCAGAAUGAAUUAGCAGCUGUACUUCUCUUUCUCCUUUAAAAAAAAAAAAGCUUUUCUAUCUUUCACUUACAUUAAAAUGGAAAUAAGUAAAAUGGGGGGCUCCAAUUUCUAAUUUUGAUUUGUAGAUUUAAUAAGAUAGUGGCCUAAUUUUACCAGUGCCUGUCAGAGAUAGUAGAAUAAAAUAGAUAAAAGAGUUGAACGUUUGUUUUGCAAGUUUAGCAGAUAGUCAAAUCAAACUGUAAAUAGAGGCUCCUGAGUACCAAGUCACUAAUUGGUGCCAUGUUUUCAUUCUUUAUUGUUAGUUUUUAAUGUUUUUAUUGUACUACAUUUUUAUAUCUAAGUAACUAAUGAAUUUAAUUUUGAAGAAAAGUUAGAGAAAGUUUAAGUUUUUACUACACAUAUUAGGCUAUUACACCAUUUAUUAGGCACUAAACUGACACUGUACCAUAUCACAUUAUAGAUUACAGCCCAUAACUACACUCUACAAUUCACAGUUUAAGGACAAGUUUAGCUUGGCACACAAAUAAUAGUUGUCAGCUAAAUAUAUUUAGUUGUUGCCUUCGCAACAAAACUACAACAUGGCUACCUUUAGACAUGCGUGCAUGUAAAACUUUUAUUGGUAAGCUAUAUGUGGUUCAUGACAGUGCGAACAUAUAGAAGAUACAGCUCAAAACUGAUGAUGUUUUUGAAGCCCUGAGUUCCAUGUGAAAGCUGGGUGUGUCCUCUUAUAGGACACAAAAAUGUUUAUAACACACGGAUUCUAGAGUCAGGCUUUAUAGUUUAUAGAAUUGAUUGUGUUGAUAGGGUUGAUACAGUAUUUUGUCACCAGAACAAGAAUGGCAUAUAUAUUACCUGACAUUUCUUCUUAACUUCGUUCAAAAUUACCUAUUCAUGUAGUAUCUGUAGCUAUAAAAAGAAUCCUAUUUUCUGGAAUAAUAUACAAGAAUAUGUGAGGAUUAAAGCAUAAUUCAGCAUUUUGAAAUUAACUAGUAUUUGUGAAAGCACACGUAAACAUACUGUAGAACGGUCCCUGAACAGUGUUAAGAAGCAUAUGCUGCAGUUACCUGACUGUCUCAGUUAGGGUGCGAAUGUGUGAGACACACCUUUUUUGCACUUAUGUACAUAGUCCAUGAAAGCAAUCCUUGGAGCUUUUUAGAAUAUAAGAAGUCUGUGGUAAUAGCAGAGAGUUAGUGAGAGUGAUUUCUGAGGCUUUGAGAAGGUGGGGUUUUAUUUGCUCUGAGAAUUAGCAAAACCAUAGUGCUGAGUGCUGUUGUGGACGCUUGCUAGUUUGCCACAGUUCACCGGAAGCUCAGCCGCAGAUAUAUGCCAGAUUCCCUUAACAGCACUGAGCGAAAGUAAAAAGCACUCCUUUUAGUAAGGCUACUAGCAAAGAUUAUUCUCUUUGUUGAUUAAUUCCCACUGUAAAAAUACACACACACACACACACACACACACACACACAUCACACUACACACUCAUGCAUGCACCACAUAGUGGGUAAGGUUCCCAGCAGAGGCUUUCUUUUUUUCAAUUAUAGAAAGCAAGAAAAAAUACUCUCUCCAUUACAAGAUAGUAACUCUCAAAUCCAGUUAAAACAGACUUCAUCCUUCAUAGUUAAUACAUACAUCAAUUAGUGUGGAUUUAAGUGAUAAAUUGUUAAUGCUUUAACUAAGUGAAAGAGAACCAAGCCAAAGCUUACAUAAUAUGGAAGUUGGAAGACAAUGUCAAUCUAACCCACUCUGUCAGUUUUCAUGCCACACUUACAGAUAGACAAGGAACUUGAUUAUUGCCCCCACAAGGCACCGAGGCUUAGCAAACGGGGAAGUUUGAAAGGUUAAGGGAUGGAUCACCACUGGCACUUAGAGUCCUUCCCAUCUUGAGGCAGGUAUCACUCAUGUAAACGAAGGACCCGGUCCUAAACUGAGAGCAGUUCUUACGAAAUGCCGCUACCCAUAUUGCUAACUCUUAGAGAUAGAAAAAGAGCUACAACCAUUGCUCAGAGGUUACCACUUACCUAGAUGAGUGAAGUCCUGGAUUCCCUCCCCAGCACUGCAAAAGGAAAAAAAGGGAAGAAAAUGAAAGAUGGAAAACAAACCAAAGGCAGAAAGCAACCCAAGGCUUACAUGAAUCCCAUAGCUUAGAGCCAGUUGACUAGAAAUUGCUCUUCUUUUUCCCUCAGCUCCUCAUCACUUAAGAAUCAGCCAUACCAAACAUCCUAACAAUCCGAGCAGCCAUUUUGGCCAAUAGAAAAUGUAAACAUACCUUUAUUUUGUAGUUAGUUAUGCCCACUUCAGCCUUAUUACCCCCAUGAUUUCACAGUGUCUUUACAUGGACAUUCCCUUGUGAAUCUGUAAGAAGAUGACAUCCAUUGGUAUUAAGUUAUGACUAAUUCAUAAUUUAUAGCCCCUCUAUCUGCCCUUGCCUAUAAGUGAAUUUCUCACUGACAUUAAAAUCUGGAUUAUCCUAGACGAAUUUUAUGUUUAUAUAAAACCCUUCCUCAAUUAUAGUGUACCUAAAAAUGAAAAGUGCUUUUGUUGGAAAUAAGUUGCCACUCUGUAUAGAUACUGCAUGAAUCCUCACUAGUAUUCUUUUCCAUCGUGUUACUUUUUCAAAUACCUCUGUAGCAAGACCUAGAAGAAUUAAGCGAGCUUUUUAUCCCAAAUACACAACCUUAAGACUGUCAUAGGACUACAUGGUUCCAAAGCUUUAUUUCUGUAUACAGAUGCUGUCUAUUAAUGACAGAAACCAAAUUGUUUUGUUGCUGUGUCUUUUGUGUCUAGCAGUUGAGUGAAUGAUAUGACCAUCAUUUCAUGAGAUCCUGGGAGUAGCCUUUUCAAAACAAGCUUCUUUUUAUUACUAUAGCUAUUGCUUUAGUUAUAAAAUGAGCCAUUUGCUCCCAAAUCCAAUAAUUAAAAUGAAGUUCAUUUUUAUAAGGUGACGUCUCACUCACUAUACUGUGUAAACUAGUCCAAAUUCCAUGGCCUUAAAUGCUUUGAUUUUCCCAUGUCAGCCUUCCAGGUAGAUUAAUUUGUUUAACAUGAUGAGCUAGGUUCCUCCUUUGUGUGAUUUUAAAGGGAUAAUUAUACCUUUAUCUAACAAUGAUAGUGGAAGCAUUUGUCUUGGGCAAAAGAAAAUGGAAAUUUAAAAAUGUUAUAAUAGCCGGGCGGUGGUGACACAUGCCUUUAAUUUUGGAAGCAGAGGCGGGCAGAUCUCUGUGAGUUUGAGGCCAGCCUGGUCUACAGAGUGAGUUUCAGGAUGGCCAGGCUACACAGAGAGACCCUGUCUCGAAAAAAAAAUAAAUGUUAUAAUGAGAAAAUUCUUAGCCCUAUGCAACAAUUAAAAUCUUAAGUAAUGACCAAAAUACUUUACAAAUAAAAACUGUUCACAUAAUAUUUUGUCCCCAAAUGCAGCAAUUCAUUCCCUCAACUGCAAAUGUUUGGACUUUUUUCAAGUUACAGUGUUGUAUUCUCUGUUUGUGUUUAGAAGUGUGCAUUAUAUAGCUCAUUUUAGUAUGCUACUUUUUAUGUUUAUUUUUUAUUCUUUUAAUAAAGUUUGCAAAUUCCUUU
Myodes glareolus (Bank vole) is the source of this 9404-nucleotide messenger RNA. The record is from RefSeq and is a predicted model, not a curated record. NCBI's taxonomy places the organism in Eukaryota, Metazoa, Chordata, Mammalia, Rodentia, Cricetidae.